AGAGGAACAAAAGUCCGGUGUGGACUUAUUACUACACUUACAGGGCCAACCGUAGUGCCAGUGAACUUUUUAGUGGCGGUUCGACUAGAAAUAUGGGCGUAUGUCACUGCGAUGAUUUUUUCCUUUGGUCUAACCCAGCGAAGUCAAACGAUAAGAAAAUGCAGCAAAUAUUAUCUGACAUUUAUUUAUCAUUCGUUAUUCAAGGUGAACCACACGUUAAUGGCGUUGAGUGGCAGCCACUUGAUCCCAAUAAAACGAGAUUUCAAUAUCUCCGUAUAUCUAGCCCGAGAAACAUAAGUAUGGAUAGUCGUAGCAAUGUUGGACAUGAAGACUUUUGGAAUACAAUUAAUUUCGAUGAAAACAAAAUUUCCCCCACAACUUAACACUUCGUUACUAAAAUUUUUGUUUGUAGUAUGUAUUGUCAUGUAUGUGAGCGUGCGUGCCGACAUCUUCACUAUAGUGCGGUCACUACAUGUAGGUAUGUGUGAACAGUAUAGAGCA
Molecule: messenger RNA, 501 nt
Organism: Ceratina calcarata
Lineage: Eukaryota; Metazoa; Arthropoda; Insecta; Hymenoptera; Apidae
Product: venom carboxylesterase-6-like
Exons: 3
Coding region: 93-383 (96 amino acids)
Source: RefSeq, a predicted model, not a curated record